GGGACUGGCCAAGAAGUUGGGGGCGUCCUUCCCGCGGGAUGGGUCCCACCAAGCGGCCGCCGGCUCUUCCUCCUCUCCUCAAGUCUUCCUUAUUGGGGAGGUUGCCUUAAAAGGGGUAACAUUUUGCCAUUGAUUUCACUGCCCCAACCAUGUUGGCAGCAAGGUUGGUGUGCCUUCGGGCUGUCCCAUGUCUACGCCCUGCACUCAUUCAGGCAUCACCUGCUCUGAGGAAUACCACUGUAAACACAAAAUCAUGGCUCUUGCAGCCUUACCAGAGGUAUGCCUCCAAAGCCAGGAUUGGUAUACGCCGGGGGAAGACUGGUCAAGAGAUUAAAGAAGCUGCCUUUGAACCAUCAACGCAGAAAGCCUUCAAAAUUGAUCAGAUGGGAAGAUGGUUUGUUGCCGGAGGAGCUGUUGUUGGUCUUGGAGCCGUUUGUUAUUAUGGACUGGGGAUGUCCAAUGAGAUCGGAGCCAUUGAAAAAGCUAUUAUUUGGCCACAGUAUGUGAAAGACAGAAUCCGUUCCACCUACAUGUAUUUUGCAGGAAGCGUAGGUUUGACAGCAUUGUCUGCUGUACUAGUCAGUAGAUCUCCUGCCCUCAUGGGUCUAAUGAUGAGGGGCUCCUGGCUGGCAAUAGGUGCAACGUUUGCAGCAAUGAUUGGCGCUGGAAUGUUGGUUAGAGCAAUAGAUUAUGAACAUAGCCCUGUCCCUAAACACCUGGCAUGGAUGCUGCAUGCAGGUGUUAUGGGUGCUGUGGUGGCUCCUCUGACGCUUCUUGGUGGCCCCUUGCUCAUUCGAGCUGCUUGGUAUACAGCUGGAAUCGUUGGUGGUCUCUCGACUGUGGCUAUGUGCGCACCAAGCGAGAAGUUUCUGAACAUGGGAGCGCCUCUGGGAGUAGGCUUUGGCCUUGUGCUGGCUUCUUCAGUCGGUUCAAUGUUCUUUCCUCCAACAACUGCCUUUGGCGCUGGCCUCUAUUCCGUGGCUGUUUAUGGUGGAUUGGUACUUUUCAGUCUGUUCCUGCUCUAUGAUACUCAGAAAGUUAUAAAACGUGCUGAGACUCAGCCGCUGUAUGGUAUAGGGCUGCAAAAGUAUGACCCCAUCAACUUGUGUAUGGGCAUUUAUAUGGACACACUCAACAUCUUUAUCAGAGUGGCCACCAUGCUUGCCACUGGUAGUGGCACCAGGAGGAAAUAGAUCGCAACUUCCUUUUAGCAGGCUGAAUUGAUGAUCACCAAACACUCUGGCUUGUCUGCUUAGUGCAUUAUAAUAAAACAAUUGUUGUGUGCAAGCAGUUUCCAUGUUGAAGUCAGAUGUUCUAAGCACUUCAACAUGACCUUUAAGGUGUUUUCAGUGUAGUUCAGCUUGGAUCUUAGUUCACUGUUUUAACAAAACAGUUGAGUGGAAACUAGAUUGCUACAUACCAUUCAAUUAUUUCUCCCUACUUUUUUUGAAAUUGGGAAAGAAGUUUAUUUUAAUAUAUGUAUAUUUGUAGCAGCUGUAAGUUUCCUCCUGUACGAGGUGAAGGCGUACAACAUGCUGUGAUCUUGCUUCACAUAUAGGGGAAGCCCAAAAGAGCACUGUGUCUAAACCAGAAUGGGUUUCAGAGGGAGCUGAAUGCAGAUGUAUAUUCAGAAGUUAUUUGCAAGGAGUAGAAAGCAGAUUGUGCUGAAUUGCAGAAUACGUUGGUAACAACGUAGCAUGAUUGAUGACAAAUACGGCGAAGUUAUUCAGAAGUUAUUUGCAAGGAGUAGAAAGCAGAUUGUGCUGAAUUGCAGAAUAUGUUGGUAACAACGUAGCAUGAUUGAUGACAAAUACGGCGAAUAAAGUCAAACUCUAAAAAGAUAA
Molecule: messenger RNA, 1844 nt
Organism: Rhineura floridana
Lineage: Eukaryota; Metazoa; Chordata; Lepidosauria; Squamata; Rhineuridae
Product: growth hormone-inducible transmembrane protein-like
Exons: 9
Coding region: 150-1193 (347 amino acids)
Cellular component (GO): mitochondrial inner membrane
Source: RefSeq, a predicted model, not a curated record